Molecule: messenger RNA, 3706 nt
Organism: Cololabis saira (Pacific saury)
Lineage: Eukaryota; Metazoa; Chordata; Actinopteri; Beloniformes; Belonidae
Gene: lingo2b
Product: leucine rich repeat and Ig domain containing 2b
Exons: 2
Coding region: 359-2227 (622 amino acids)
Molecular function (GO): protein binding
Source: RefSeq, a predicted model, not a curated record
GACACCUCGUCAAACCCGGAGCCGCCGUCAGGAGGGAUGAGCUGCCUUCAACCCAGAAACAGAACCACAUAAAAAAUAUAUCAGAUAAAAAAGAAAAACUCAACUAACAAAACGAUUUUUUUUUCAUUAUUUUUUUUUUUUUUUUUGCUGCGAAUGUAUCUUUUUUCUCCCUCUCUUGAUGCAAGAGAAAGAGACUGAAGGGACACAAACUCAGAGAGAGGAUUGCGUUCAGACUAUAGUCAGGAGUGUGCGCGCCUCGGACUCCCGGUCUGCGACGCGGAGCUGGAUUUUGGGAUGUGGAGCGCCAGGUGAAAGGGCUUGUCCGUGAUGCAGCUCUGUAUGGGAAAGAAGCUGUGCCAUGACAGAGGGCAACGUGGGUAAAGGAGACAUGCAACACCCAGGCCGGCACAACCGCCACCUCUUUCUAGGCGGGGCCGUGCUGCUUCUCCUGGUCGGCUCAGCUCUCAGCUGCCCCGCUCGGUGUGAGUGUUCUGCCCAGACCAAGUCAGUCAGUUGCCACCGCAAGCGGCUGCCCAGCAUCCCAGAAGGCAUCCCCAUUGAGACACGCGCUCUGGAUCUCAGCAAGAACAAGCUACGCGUUAUAACACCGGACAACUUCUCUUCAUUUCACCAGCUAGAAGACCUGGAUCUCAGCGACAACCUCAUCACCGUGGUGGAGCCUGGCUCAUUUCGCAAUCAGCUGGCUCUCCACACACUCAACUUCCGGAGUAACUUGCUUCAGCUGGUUCCUGCCGGUGUGCUGUCUGGCCUCACCAACCUCACCCAUCUUGAUCUCAGCCACAACCGACUGGUGGUUCUCUUGGAUCAUGCCUUUCAAGACCUCCGCAAGUUGACAUCCCUACAGGUGGGCGAUAAUGAAUUGGUCUUCAUCUCUCAGCGGGCCUUCACAGGAUUACUUGGACUUCAGAGUCUUACCUUGGAGCGUUCUAAUCUGACUGUGGUCCCAACCGAUGCUUUAGCACAUCUUCACAAUCUAAUUGAACUUCACAUGCGCUCUCUGAGCAUUAGCUUUCUCAAGGAAUUCUCUUUUAAGAGAUUAUCUCGUCUUCGCCAUCUAGAGAUUGAUUUCUGGCCCUGGCUGAACGCACUGCCACGCCAUUCGCUGCACGGUCUCAACCUCACAUCGCUGUUCAUAACCAACACUAACCUGUCUGCCUUCCCUGGUGCAGCACUACGCAGUCUGCCCUACCUCACACACCUUAACCUGUCCUACUGCCGCAUCCAGCACAUCCAUCAAGGAGAGCUAGGACAACUCCCGCACCUAUUGGAGCUCCGUAUCCAAGGCACUCAGCUGGUUUCCAUAGAGCUCUUUGCUUUUGUGGGUCUUAAAUCUCUGCAGUUACUGGAUGUCUCACAAAACCACUUGGACUCUCUUGAGAGGGGCGUGUUUUCCUCACCAGAAAGCCUGCAAAGGCUUUGUCUGGGUGGAAAUCCAUUAGUGUGCGACUGCAGAUUGCUAUGGCUGCUCAAUAGCCACAAGCCCCCUGCUCUGCAAAUCAUGGACAUCCAGCCUGAAUGCAUCGCACCUGUCCACCUUCACGGGAAAACGCUUCGCGAGUUGAAGGAGCCCCUGGUGUCCAGGUACAUGACCUGCACCAAGCCACGGAUUGGACCCAACACCACACAGCUGCUGAUGGCUGAUGAGGGUCAGCCGGCCCGCCUGAGCUGCGUAGCAGAGGGAGCACCGCGGCCCGCUGUGGUCUGGAUAACACCUCACAGACGCUAUGUAACGAGCAAAAGCAGUGGUAGGGUGGAGGUAAAAGCAGAUGGCACCCUGGAGAUCAAAGCGGCAGAGCUUCACGACAGCGGGGUGUACUUGUGUGUUGCCAGUAACCCUGCUGGCAACGCUAGCCUGUCAGCAUCCUUAGCUGUGAAGAGCCUGGGCAUUGGGGACAGAUCUUACUAUAGCAACAGGAGCUCAAACUAUCUGACAGACUCUAACAGCACAUGGGGGAAUGGAACUGUAUUGUACAACAUGACAUACCCUAUUGAUAUAAAAACUAUCAUUAUAUCUACAGCCAUGGGCUGCCUGUCCUUUCUAGGUGUGGUCAUCUUCUGCUUCCUUCUCCUGUUUGCCUGGAGCCGGGGGAAAGGACGACAUAAGAGCAACUUUGAUAUCGAGUAUGUCCCCCGUAAAUCCAAUGGGGCGGCUGCAGACGCGACAGAGACAAGCGGCCCACGGCGGGUCAACAUGAAAAUGAUUUAAACUGGAUGCAGACAGAUGCAGGCAACAGCAACCACAACACAGGGCACACAUAUCAGCUGAAAAAAUGUUCUGUUUUUUUAAUGAAAAAGUGGAUUUGUGACCAACAAAAGUGAUGUACUACUAUAGUGGAUGUCGAUAUGACGGUGAUAUAGUGACAAAGUGGAUCUGUGAAUAUAAAAGUGACAUGAAACUGUGGACGUGUUUAUAUGAAAUAAUGUUCUCAUACAGUACACUGAAUAUAAUACUAUAACCAACAUAUCAAUAUAGGAGUGAUAUAGUGUUGCACUAGGCAUUUGAUUCAGUGGUGACGUGAUGAGUAAUGAUAUUGUCGACUCACCGUGACAUCAAGGUGAAGGAGGGAGCCAAUGGACGUGACAAGGGGCAUCUUUGAGUGGCAGUGCAGCUGUCACCUCUGCAACACGUCAGGACUAAAUUGUCUAAUACCCAUCUUAGCUGCAGUGUGAAAGGCGUGUGUGUAGUGUUCGUGUGUGGAUAUGAGCGUGCACCGUGGUGCACGUGUUGCAUUUGUGUGUGUUUCUUUGUGCAUGUGCACGCAUUGCCUUUCUCAUGGGAUGGGACACUGAAAGUGAAUGAUGGGGCCAAAAGUGUUUUUUCAGGGCCUUUGUUCAUUUUUGGCUAUUGUAACAACAGUAAUGUCACUGUUGAUUAAAACAGAGGAUUAUCUAUGUUUGUAUGCAAAAUCGUAAUUAUUCUAUUCUAAAGAAAUGCUGCAUAACUUUCGAAGUAGGUCGUUGUUCCCCUUGGAAUCACUUCGACUGUAGAUGGGGAUUUUUAUAAACUUAAGGACAUGUUGUGAGGCCAGAGCUUUGUCUCUGCCUUAGAGCUCACGCUUCAGAAAAAUAUGUUUUUCCUGACAAAAAAACCCCAAAACACACUAGCCAAUUGCGUUAUUGGUCGUAAAGAGAUUCCAGCCAUAGAAAGGCCACGUUAAACCCAUUUUAUAAUGUUAUAAAUCAUGGGCAGAUUUUGCUGCCAGACAAAUCCCUUGAUAUGAUAUAAAAGUCAGUGGCCAGACACAAUGGCAAAGAUUUACCGGCCAGCCUCCUCUCUGGACGAGACAAAGUUGAGCUUCACUGAUUUAUGUGUUGAAUUCCCCCUCCUCCUCCAUUUCUUUUUGAUCGCACCACUUAAAGUUAGCGUGUUUGAAUUCUUCCCCGGGGGGCAGGGGGGUGUAACAUGGGGUUCUGGGUAUUUCUUAGAUGGCAAUUUUGAAAGUUGUAGUUGAUUCUUGUAUUGUUUUGAGCUUUUUUGGUUUUUGUUUAGUUUGUUUUUAAUUGACAAUGUUUUAAAUGUUUAGAACAAAAGAAAAAACCCAACAAAACAGUAAAACAAUUAAGGGCAAUUCUUUAUAACGCAGGGAUGUGGGUGUUAAUUUGUGUGAUCCUAUUGUGAUAAAAUGUUUGAGGUUGUAUAGUCGUUUUCAUAUGACAAAUUUAUGGGUAUAUUUUCAAAACGAAA